Ooceraea biroi (clonal raider ant) is the source of this 8431-nucleotide messenger RNA. RefSeq names its product neurogenic locus Notch protein (gene N). Gene Ontology annotation, molecular function: calcium ion binding; protein binding. The record is from RefSeq and is a predicted model, not a curated record. Gene Ontology annotation, cellular component: plasma membrane; cell surface; signaling receptor complex. Gene Ontology annotation, biological process: Notch signaling pathway; cell differentiation; regulation of developmental process. NCBI's taxonomy places the organism in Eukaryota, Metazoa, Arthropoda, Insecta, Hymenoptera, Formicidae.
CCGGACGCGGUCGUGCUCUCGUCUGCCUUCUGCCGUGUGCCUUUUUUCCGCCCCCGCAACUGCGCGCGCGUGCGUGUGCACACUGGGACCCGCUGCCGGUGGUAUCCGCGGCCGCGACACGCGUCGCGUACGAUGCGCCCGGCCGAGUGACGGCGCGCGAUUACACAGUAUACGUACCCGGACGAUACCGGACGAGUGUGCGCGCCGGUCAGUGUCCGUCCGUCCGAUCGUUCGAUCGUUCGUUCGUUCGUUCGUUCGUUCGCGCGCGCGCGUCCGGUUUUAUCACGCCCCGUCUCUCCGUUUCCCCGAAGUGUGUGCGUCCGUGCCCGUCGCCCCCGAUGAGUGUGUGUCUCCCUGACGAGUGUGGAUAAAGAAGGAUAUUUUCUACGACGCCAUGUUGCUGCCAAGGCGAAGAUUGGAUUACGCGGUCGGGCCGCUGGUGCUCGCGCUCCUGGCGUCGAUCUGCCUUCCCGCGGCGUUCGGUUUCAUGUCGUGCUCGCCCAGCCCUUGCAAGAACGGAGGUGUCUGCGUGUCGUCGCCGCGCGGCGAGUCACAUUGCAACUGCACGUCGAAAUACGUGGGAGAGUACUGUCAACACUUGAACCCAUGCCACACGGGAUCGCGCUGCCAGAACGGUGGCUCGUGCAGGGUGCGCGAGAGCAUCGGGGGUGGCACUCCGUCCUUCGCGUGUUCGUGUCCCGUGGGAUUCACCGCCAGCCUGUGUGAAAUCCCGAUCGAGAAUGCCUGCGACUCCUCGCCCUGCCUCAAUGGUGCCACAUGCAACCUCAAGUCGCUGCACGAGUACGUGUGCACGUGCAGUACCGGAUACACAGGCGAGCACUGCGAGCGACAGGAUUACUGCGCCUCGUCACCCUGUCGAAACGGGGCCGAGUGUCGCUCGCUCGAAGACAGCUACAAGUGCACGUGUGCACCUGGCUUCACCGGGCCGAAUUGUGCGGACGACAUCGACGAGUGCGAUAGGGAUCCGUGCAUGCACGGUACCUGCAAGAACAUCCACGGAUCUUACAAAUGCAUGUGCUCGAGCGGAUACACCGGGCAGAACUGCGAGAGCGACUACAUUCCCUGCAACCCGUCACCAUGUGAAAAUGGUGCCUCGUGUCAUCAGCUCAGCGAGCACGAAUACGAGUGCAUCUGCCCCGAUGGAUUCGAGGGCGACCACUGCGAGCAGAACAUCGACGACUGUCCAGGCAAUCUCUGCCAGAAUGGUGCGACAUGCAUGGACCGGGUGAACGAGUACUCCUGUUUAUGCCCACCGGCCUUCACGGGCACGCAAUGCGAAUUGGACGUGGACGAGUGUUCUGUACGGCCGUCCUUGUGUCAUAACGGCGCCACAUGCACCAAUUCGCACGGCAGUUACUCGUGCAUUUGCGUGAACGGCUGGACUGGGCCCGACUGCAGCGUCAACAUCGAUGAUUGUGCAGGUGCGGCCUGCUUCAACGGCGCAACCUGCAUCGAUCGUGUCGGCAGCUUCUAUUGCCAGUGCACGUACGGCAAGACCGGGCUGCUCUGCCACCUCGACGACGCCUGCACGUCGAAUCCGUGUCACGAGGGCGCGAUCUGCGACACCAGCCCCAUCAACGGGUCCUUCACCUGCUCCUGCGCCACCGGAUACAAAGGACUGGACUGCUCCGAGGACAUUGACGAGUGCGAACAAGGUUCCCCUUGCGAGCACGACGGUAUCUGCGUGAACACGCCCGGCUCCUUCGCGUGCAACUGCACGCAGGGAUUCACGGGUCCACGAUGCGAGACCAACGUGAACGAGUGCGAGUCACAUCCGUGCCAGAACGAAGGCUCCUGCCUGGACGAUCCCGGGACCUUUCGAUGCGUCUGCAUGCCUGGAUUCACCGGCACACAGUGCGAAAUCGACAUAGACGAAUGCGCGGCGAAGCCGUGCCUGAACGGCGGAAUCUGCAGCGAUCUCGUCAAUACGUUCAAGUGUACCUGUGCCGAUGGCUUCGCUGGCUCCCACUGCCAGAUCAACAUCGACGACUGCGCCUCGUCGCCGUGCAAGAACGGCGGCAUCUGCCAGGACGGAAUAGCCAGGUACACGUGCGAGUGCCCGCCCGGAUUCACCGGUGCCUCCUGCGAGACGAACAUCAACGAUUGCGCAUCGAACCCUUGCCACAGCGGCACCUGCAUUGACGGCGAGAACAGCUUCACGUGCAACUGCUUCCCGGGAUUCACCGGGAAGCUCUGCCAGACGCAGAUCGACGAGUGCGAGAGCAACCCCUGCCAGUUCGGUGGUAGGUGCGAGGACCGCAUCAACGGCUACCAGUGCAUCUGUCGGCCAGGCACAUCCGGCAUCAACUGCGAGGUCAACGUCAACGAGUGCUACAGCAAUCCCUGCCGCAAUGGGGCUAGAUGCAUCGACGGUAUCAACAGGUACUCCUGCGAGUGCGAGCCAGGCUUCACCGGCCAGCACUGCGAGACCGACAUAAACGAGUGCGCCAGCAACCCGUGCGCGAACGGCGGACGUUGCAUCGACUUGAUAAACGGCUACAGGUGCGAGUGCCCGCGCGGCUACUAUGAUGCCAGGUGCCUGAGCGACGUGGACGAGUGCGCGAGUUCUCCUUGCCUGAACGGCGGCACUUGCGAGGACGGAGUGAAUCAGUUCAUCUGCCACUGUCUGCCCGGUUACGGCGGCAAGAGAUGCGAGGCGGACAUCGACGAGUGCGGCUCGAAUCCUUGCCAGCACGGCGGAACAUGCAACGACCAUCUAAAUGGCUACAGCUGCAAGUGCCUGCCCGGCUACGCCGGCACCAACUGCGAGACCAACAUCGACGACUGCGCCAACAAUCCCUGUCAGAACGGCGGAUCCUGCAUCGACCUCGUGAACGACUACAAAUGCGUCUGCGAGCUGCCUCACACCGGCAGAAACUGCGAGGACAAGCUGGACCCCUGCUCGCCGAACAAAUGCCUCCACGGUGCGAAGUGCUCACCGUCGUCGAACUUCCUCGACUUCGCGUGCACGUGUACCGUCGGUUACACGGGCAGACUGUGCGACGAGGACGUGGACGAGUGUGUGAUGACGUCGCCGUGCAGAAACGGUGCCACUUGCCGGAACACCAACGGCUCUUACCACUGCGUGUGCGCGAAGGGCUACGAGGGCCGCGAUUGCAUCAUCAAUACCGAUGACUGUGCAUCAUUUCCCUGCCAGAAUGGCGGCACCUGUCUCGACGGUAUUGGCGAUUACACGUGCCUAUGCGUGGAUGGCUUCAGCGGCAAGCACUGCGAAAUCGACAUCGACGAAUGCUUGUCCCAGCCCUGUCAGAACGGUGCCCUCUGCAAGGAGUACGUUAACUCCUACACGUGUCAGUGCCAGCUCGGCUUCUCCGGCAUCAAUUGUCAAACCAACGACGAAGACUGCACCGACAGUAGCUGCAUGAACGGCGGCAAGUGUAUCGACGGCAUCAACAACUACACGUGCGUCUGCAAGCCUGGCUACACGGGCUCCAACUGCCAGUACCGCAUCAACGAGUGCGACAGCUCGCCGUGCUUGAACGGCGCUACCUGCCAUGAUCACGUGCAGUACUACACGUGUCACUGUCCGUACGGAUACACCGGCACACGAUGCGACAAGUACGUGGACUGGUGCGCGGACAAUCCGUGCGAGAACCAGGCGACGUGCGUGCAACAUAAGAACAAGUACCACUGCAUCUGUUCGCCCGGAUGGACCGGCAAGGUGUGCGACGUCGAGAUGGUCUCGUGCAGGGACGCUGCCAUCCGCAAGGGCGUGCAGGAGAAGAACCUCUGCAACAACGGCACAUGCGAGGACAUUGGCAACAGUCAUCGUUGUCACUGCCUUGAGGGAUACACCGGCUCCUACUGCCAGGAGGAGAUCGAUGAGUGCGACUCCGCACCCUGCCAGAACGGUGCGACCUGCAAAGACCUCGUCGGCUCGUAUCAGUGCCAAUGCACGAAGGGCUUCCAGGGCCAGAACUGCGAGCUGAACGUCGACGACUGCCAACCGAAUCCGUGUCAAAACGGCGGCACGUGCCACGAUCUGAUCAACACCUUCAGCUGCUCCUGCCCGCCCGGCACUCUCGGCUUCAUAUGCGAGAUCAACGUAGACGACUGCGUGAUCGGCGCUUGCCACAACAAUGGCACGUGCACCGAUAAGGUUGGCGGCUUCGAGUGUAUGUGCCCGCCCGGUUUCGUCGGGCCACGAUGCGAAGGCGACAUCAACGAGUGCCUGUCGAAUCCGUGUACGUCGCCCGGUACUCAGGACUGCGUGCAGCUGGUCAACAACUACCACUGCAACUGCAAGCCAGGUUUCAUGGGUCGACACUGCGAGGUCAAGGUGAACUUCUGCGACAGCUCGCCGUGCCUGAACGGUGGCAUAUGCAGCGCCAGGCAGACCGGGCACUCCUGCCUCUGUCCCAACAACUUUCACGGUAUCAACUGCGAGUUCGCCGGCUCCUACUGCGACGCCGAGCCGUGCAUGCACGGUGGCACAUGCCGCGUCACCGAGUCCGACAACAGCUACCGGUGUUACUGUCCACCCGGCACUACCGGCACGCACUGUGAGAUCGACGCUCGGGACGAAUGCGCGAGCAACCCGUGUCAGCAGGCGGAUGCGAUCUGCGAGAACCUGAUCGGCGAUUACGCGUGCUACUGCCCGGCCAAGUGGACCGGCAAGAACUGCGAGAUCUACGAUCCCAAUUACCGUGGCGGCGUGUUCGGCAGGCCCAAUGUUAACAUACCCAAGAUCGCCAAUGCGUACGACCUCGACUUGGAACGCGAGCGCAAGAAGUGCAUUGAGAAUCGCUGCAACGAGAAAGCUGGCAACCAUCACUGCGACGAGGAGUGUAAUCGGUACGCCUGCAACUUCGACGGCAACGACUGCUCGCUCGGCAUCAACCCAUGGCGCAACUGCACCGCGCCUAUCAACUGCUGGGACGUAUUCAUGAACGGCGUGUGUGACGAAGUCUGCAACAAUCCACAGUGUCUGUUCGACGGUAGGGAUUGCGAGAAGAAGCUGCCACCCUGCAACCCCAUCUACGAUGCGUACUGCAGGAAGCACUACGCCAAUGGCUAUUGCGAUUACGGCUGCAACAACGAGGAGUGUAACUGGGAUGGUCUCGACUGCGACAGAGCACCGCCGUCAUUGGCGGAGGGCGUUAUCUCCGUGGUCGUGAGGAUGGACGUGCAGACUUUCCGGUCGAACGUUGUCGCCUUCCUUCGCGAUAUCGGUCACGAAUUGAGGACGACUUUACGUGUGAAGCAGGACGAACUUGGCAAUGACAUGAUCUACCCAUGGAAGCGCGAGAGGGAUCCCGGCAUGCACACCAACAUCUUCGGCCGACCGACGACGAUUCACACCAACAAUCAGAACGGUGCGAUCGCCUAUCUGGAGAUCGAUAAUCGCAAAUGCACCAUGACACAGGGGGCAGUGUGCUUCCCAUCGGCGAACGAGGCGGCGGAAUACCUGGCCGCCACGGCGUCCAAACAUUCCCUAUCCCGAAACUUCCCCAUCGAGCAGGUGCGCGGCGUCGUGGGUCCGCAGGGUCCGGAAUACUCGGACACACCGACUAAUUACAAAUACGUCUUCAUCGGUGUAGUCAUCGUGGUGCUUGGUGGACUGCUAGUAGGCGUAUUGGUGACUGCCCAGCGGAAGCGCGCUGUGGGUGUCACGUGGUUCCCCGAAGGCUUCCUGCGGACCAGCAGCGGCAGCGGUCAACGGCGCCGCUCGCGUCGCCGCGGUCCGGACGGUCAGGAGAUGCGUAACCUGAACAAGCAGCCGUCGGUGAACUGCAUGGACAUGGACGUGGCGAACGGCCGGGUGCAGUCACAGUGGUCCGACGAUGAGUCCGAUCUACCACCGUCGAAGCGAAUGCGCGCGAUCGAGCCGGGCUACGCGAGCGAUCACACCGCGAUUACGGACUACGAGGAGACCGAGCCGCGCAUGUGGACGCAACAACACCUGGACGCCGCUGAGAUACGUCGGCCGGAUGCUGGGGUGCUGACUCCACCGAGCCUAGAACACGGCCAGGACGUGGACGCGCGCGGCCCGUGCGGCAUGACGCCACUGAUGGUAGCGGCGGUGCGUGGCGGCGGUCUCGACACUGGUGAGGAAGAGGAUGAGAGCGACGGCACCGCGGCGGUGAUCGCCGACUUGGUAGCUCAAGGCGCGGACCUGAACGCCACUACGGACAAGAGCGGCGAGACGUCGCUGCACCUGGCCGCACGUUACGCCCGUGCGGACGCGGCCAAGAGGCUGCUGGACGCGGGCGCUGAUGCGAACUCGCAGGACAACACCGGUCGCACGCCCCUGCACUCCGCAGUCGCGGCGGACGCCAUGGGCGUCUUCCAGAUUCUGCUGCGCAACAGGGCAACAAAUUUGAACGCGCGCAUGCACGACGGCACCACGCCAUUGAUACUGGCAGCGCGUCUUGCUACUGAGGGCAUGGUGGAGGACCUCAUCAACGCUGACGCUGACAUUAACGCUGCUGACAACAGUGGCAAAACCGCAUUGCACUGGGCCGCGGCAGUGAACAACGUCGACGCGGUGAACAUCCUGUUAGUGCACGGCGCGAACAGAGAUGCCCAGGACGACAAAGACGAGACUCCGCUGUUCCUCGCCGCGCGCGAAGGCAGCUUCGAAGCAUGCAAAGCGCUCUUGGACACAUUCGCCAACAGGGAGAUUACCGAUCACAUGGAUCGACUACCGCGGGACGUCGCCAGCGAGAGAUUACAUCACGACAUCGUUAGAUUACUUGACGAGCAUGUGCCGAGGUCACCGCAAAUGGUUACGGUCAUUCCGAAUGGUCCUCUCAUGGGAUCUCCAAAUCAUCCGCAGUUAAUCACGCACCCAACGGUGAUCGGUUCGGCACCGAAGCAGACGAAGUCGAAGAAACGGCCAAAGGCGGGCGCGGGAAACCCAAACAGCCCGGAAUCCGAGGGCGGCACGGUGGUGAUGGUAAGGCGAAAGCCGUCGGUGAAGAAGCCGCCGGCCAAACGGGGCGCUCAGCCCCCAAACCAAGAAAUCCCGCAGAGCGCGGAAGGCUCCGAGGGCAACCUGCCGACGAGCCCGUACGACAGCGCGAGCCUGUACAGCAACGCGUUACCUCUGGGGGUGCACACGGCGACGGCGAAACAGCCACCGCCGUACGAAGACUGCAUAAAGGGUCAGUCGAUGCAGGGCCUGCAGCAGCUCGGACUGGACACGUUCGCGACUAACUACGGGCUGCCGUUUCACGACCAGCUCCUAGCGCCGCAUCAGCGACAACAGCAGGGCAUGGUGAGCACUUUGUCACCGCCGUACAGCAAUCAGUCGCCGCCGCACUCGGUGCAGUCGAACAUGACCCUGUCGCCGCAGGCGAGUUACAUGGGCUCGCCGUCGCCGGCGAAGAGCCGGCCGUCCCUGCCCACCUCGCCGACCCACAUCGCCGCCAUGCGACAGGCGACGCAUCAGAAACAUGGCAGCAUGCCGCCAGUAGGUUUCGACUUUGACACUCUGCCAUAUUCCUCAAAUCAACAGCAGCAGCAGCAACAACAGCAGCAGCAGCAGCAGCAGAUGCAGCAAACGCAGCAGCAGAUUCAACAACAGCAGCAGCAGCAGCAGCCUCAACAGCAGCCGCAGCAAAGCCCGCAGCAGCAGCAGCAACAGCAGCAGCAGCAGCAGCAACAGACACAGCAGUACUAUCAGUACUUGACGCCGCCGUCUCACCAUUCCGGCCCUGACGUUACGCCGCAGCAUCUCAUGCAAGCGCCCGAGAGCUUCCCAACGCCAUCGCCGGAGAGUCCACCAAGCCACUGGUCUUCCCAAAGCUCGCCCCGUUCCGCGACGAACAGCGACUGGUCCGAGUCCAUAGCUUCGCCCGCGAACGUGUACAGCGUCGGCGGUGCUCAUCAAAGCAACAAGGGUUCCGAGGCGAUCUACAUAUGAGGCCAGUUCGAAGUCCCUGUGCAAACGAUGUUCUCUCCGCGCAAGUAGUAGAUCAUAAGGUGGUGGAGAGGAACGAGACGAAAAACGCGUGAACUGUGAUCAGCUCGGGAUCGAGCUUCAAGCUUCUGCGGACGUCGGGAACGACGGUGACGACGGUCAAGAGGACGGUAAAGGCUCUUCCGUGACACAGAGAAGGUAUCGGUGGCAAGAAGGUAAUUUUUUGCUCUGCUAUUGGCAGCGCUCGCGCCGCGAUUGUUAUUGUAUAUUUAAUGCGUAUCAGUGCUGGGCGUGUUAUUCGGAGAAAUAUUAUAAUUAUAUAUGCAUAUACAGAGAUGUUCGCGAUCCUCGUGAAACGUUGAUCGUUUUAUUAGGUAGUCUUCGAUCGAUAUAUAACAAAUAUCGAUUAAGUAUAAAUUUAAUCGUUGAUAAUUAAUUGAUCAUAUUUAUUCAUCUCGGAUCUCGGAGCACAUUCUUCUGCCCAACGCUGUUGCGUAUAGAUAUACGGAACGAACAGAUGUGUAU